AUGGCGAAACGAGCAGAUAUUUUCUGUCUCCUUGUCUUGUUUUUGAGUUCAGUCUCAGCAAUCAUAGAUGAUUCUCAAAAUAAACAAGUGUAUGUUGUCUACAUGGGCUCACUUCCGUCUCAACUAGAAUACACACCAAUGUCGCAUCAUAUGAGUAUUCUUCAAGAAGUCACCGGAGAAAGUUCGGUGGAAGGUCGUUUAGUGAGAAGUUACAAGAGGAGUUUCAACGGUUUCGCGGCCCGACUCACUGACUCAGAACGAGAAAGAGUAGCCGAAAUGGAGGGAGUUGUGUCUGUGUUUCCGAACAUGAACUACAAACUCCAAACGACGGCGUCUUGGGAUUUCUUGUGGUUGAAGGAAGGAAAGAAUACGAAGCGAAACUUAGCCAUAGAGAGUGAUAUUAUCAUCGGCGUCUUCGACACUGGGAUUUGGCCGGAAUCAGAGAGCUUUUCCGACAAAGGCUUUGGUCCUCCUCCUAAGAAAUGGAAAGGUGUUUGUUCCGGCGGCAAAAACUUCACUUGUAACAAAUGUGCUUACAAAUUUUUCAGCAAGUUGAUCGGAGCAAGAGACUACACAAGAGAAGGUGCUAGGGACCUCCAAGGGCACGGUACUCACACAGCGUCCACAGCAGCUGGAAACGCAGUUGAGAACACAAGUUUCUAUGGAAUCGGUAAUGGAACGGCUAGAGGCGGCGUUCCAGCCUCUAGAAUCGCAGCUUACAAAGUCUGCUCAGAGACAGAUUGUACCGCGGCAUCUCUACUGUCUGCCUUCGAUGAUGCAAUAGCAGACGGUGUAGACCUCAUCAGCAUCUCUCUCUCGGGAAACAAUCCCCAAAAGUACGAAAAGGACCCGAUGGCGAUUGGGUCUUUUCACGCUAAUGUCAAAGGGAUCCUUACUGUGAACGCAGCCGGUAAUUCCGGUCCGGUUCCGGCCAGCAUCGAGAGCGUAGCACCGUGGAUUUUAUCAGUUGCAGCCAGCACCACGAACCGUGGGUUUUUCACCAAAGUUGUUUUGGGAAACGGCAAGACACUUGUCGUAAGUAUUCAAGUAACACUCUUAUUUUUGUCAUCAUUGUAACUCUGUCCCUUUAAAUAUCCUUUUGUCUCGACAGGGAAGAUCAGUGAAUUCUUUUGAUCUUAAAGGAAAGAAGUAUCCUCUUGUCUACGGAGACGUUUUCAACGAAUCUCUUGUGCAAGGUAAGAUCGUGGUUUCCAGAUUUACUACUUCAGAAGUAGCUGUUGCAUCCAUACGUAGAGACGGCUACGAACACUAUGCCUCCAUUAGCUCCAAGCCCUUCUCUGUUCUACCACCAGACGACUUUGACUCUCUCGUCUCUUACAUUAACUCCACAAGGUAGCUAACGGUCUUCUCGCUAAUAUCUCUAGAUUCUCCUUCUUUGUCUUGAUACCUCUGUGUUUGUUUUCUCAGGUCCCCGCAAGGGUCUGUUCUUAAAACUGAGGCAUUCUUUAAUCAGACAGCUCCUACAGUUGCUUCCUUCUCUUCUCGCGGUCCAAACAUCAUCGCUGUUGAUCUUCUUAAGGUAUAAUAUUUUUUAUGCUCUUGAUUCUUUUUUUUUUUAUUAUUUCCUGGUCUAAGAGACAAUGGUUGGUGGAUGGAUUGCAGCCAGAUGUAUCAGCACCAGGAGUGGAGAUUCUCGCUGCGUAUAUACCUUUGAUUUCACCAUCUGAAGAAGAGAGCGAUAAAAGACGUGUAAAG
Messenger RNA from Arabidopsis lyrata subsp. lyrata, 1716 nucleotides. Its product is annotated as subtilisin-like protease SBT4.7. The coding region runs from base 1 to 1077 and encodes 358 amino acids. The transcript has 5 exons. The record is from RefSeq and is a predicted model, not a curated record. Gene Ontology annotation, biological process: proteolysis. Gene Ontology annotation, molecular function: serine-type endopeptidase activity. Lineage: Eukaryota; Viridiplantae; Streptophyta; Magnoliopsida; Brassicales; Brassicaceae.